Molecule: messenger RNA, 418 nt
Organism: Papaver somniferum (opium poppy)
Lineage: Eukaryota; Viridiplantae; Streptophyta; Magnoliopsida; Ranunculales; Papaveraceae
Product: probable glucan endo-1,3-beta-glucosidase BG1
Exons: 2
Coding region: 155-388 (77 amino acids)
Biological process (GO): carbohydrate metabolic process
Cellular component (GO): plasma membrane
Molecular function (GO): hydrolase activity, hydrolyzing O-glycosyl compounds
Source: RefSeq, a predicted model, not a curated record
GUUUCUUUGGGAGGGUCAUGCCUAUUUCUUGCUAUAUAUAUCAGAGAGUUCCUAGAACAUAUACACCAUCAUCAACACUAGCAACUAGAAAACAAAGUUUACCAUCUCCAUCGAAGUUGAAAGCAAGGGAAAUCAGAUUUUGAUCAAAGGAAACAUGUCAGGAAAUGUUGGUGUAAACUAUGGAAGGCAAGGAAACAACUUACCGUCUCCAGCUGCAGUCAUUAACCUGAUAAGAUCAAGAAACAUAAGCCGCAUUCGUCUUUUUAGUCCAGAUUCAGAUGUUCUAAAUGCUUUACGAGGGACAGGAAUCGGAGUCGUACUUAAUGUCCCAAACCCAGAUAUUCAGAGGAUAGGAACUGAUCCAGAUUUUGCUGGAGACUGGAUUUAGAGGAAUGUGCUUUCAUACAAUGACGUUCAG